UCUUCCCCCUUCCUGCCAUCGCUGUUACCCUCGUUACCGCUGCAGCUGCUGUUAGCACGAUGAGCGGACCAAACGUCAAAAAGGACUCUCCUGGGGCCGGAGGUGUGAUGGACUGGGUCAGCUCGGCUUGUCGGUUCGCAACAGACAGAAACGACUUCAGGAGGAAUCUUCUGGUCAACUUGGGCUUGUUUGCAGCCGGUGUUUGGGUUGCAAGAAAUCUCUCUGAUUUUGACCUGAUGUCUCCUCAGCCUGUGACAUAACCUGGUCCAAAUUGGGAUGAAUGUGUCUUGGACCAACAGUGAAGAAACAAGGGACAUCAAUAAAACGAUCAUGAAUCUUUUAUAUUACUAGUUUAAAAACAAAUCAUCUUGUUGACCUGAAUUCACUUUCCUGUAGAAUUGUUUUUUUUUUCAUGUUAUUGUAGGAGGCCUAAAAACAAAUAAUUACAUUCAACCAGUG
Messenger RNA from Scomber scombrus (Atlantic mackerel), 459 nucleotides. RefSeq names its product translocase of outer mitochondrial membrane 6 homolog (yeast) (gene tomm6). Lineage: Eukaryota; Metazoa; Chordata; Actinopteri; Scombriformes; Scombridae. The record is from RefSeq and is a predicted model, not a curated record. The transcript has 3 exons. Bases 60 to 260 code for a protein of 66 amino acids. Gene Ontology annotation, cellular component: mitochondrial outer membrane translocase complex.